GGCGCCGGCGAUGCGGGCGGGCCGGGCCGAGGAGCUCUUCCGGGACGCCGACUUCCCCGCCUCCGACGCCUCGCUUUUCUUCAACCUGUCCACCCCGCUGGCCCAGUUCCGGGAGGACAUCACGUGGAGGCGGCCGCAGGAAAUCUGUGACUCACCCCGGCUGUUCCCAGAAAACCCCCAGGAUGGGCAGGUGAAGCAGGGACUUCUGGGGGAUUGUUGGUUCCUGUGUGCCUGCGCCGCCCUGCAGCAGCAUCGGCACCUCUUGGAGCAGGUCGUCCCUCCAGGACAGCCGAGCUGGGCCGACGAGACCUACCGGGGUGCCUUCACCUGUCGCAUCUGGCAGUGUGGACGCUGGGCGGAGGUGACCGUCGAUGACCGUCUGCCUUGUCUUGCAGGGAGACUCUGCUUCUCCCGCUGCCGGAGGGAAGAUGUGUUCUGGCUUCCCUUGCUGGAAAAGGUCUACGCCAAGGUCCAUGGGUCCUAUGAACAACUAUGGGCAGGGCAGGUGGCCGACGCACUGGUGGACCUCACUGGUGGCCUGGCAGAAAGGUGGGACCUGAAGGCCUUGGCAAGAGCUGGUGACCAGAAGGACAGGCCCGGUGGCCCAGAGCUGCGGAGUUGUGGGCGGCUGCUCGACCUCAAAGACAGGUGCCUGCUCAGCUGCUUGGUACUGAGACCCAGGCCAGAUGCCGGCGAGCUGGGCGAGUUCCACAGCCUGGUCAUCUCGGACGUGCAGGAGCUCUGGGGCCAGAGCAUUCGGGUGCUGCUGCUGCGUGUGUACAACACCUGGGGCCGACACUGCUGGCAGGGGCGCUGGAGAGAGGGGGGUGAGGGGUGGCGCCAGGUGGAGUCCGCACAAGAAGCCGAGCUGCUGUCCCAGCUCCAAGAAGGAGAGUUCUGGAUGGAAGAGGAUGAGUUCCUUAGCGAGUUUGAUGAGCUCACCGUGGGCUACCCAGUCACCGCCGCUGGCCACCUGCAGAGCCUUCACACAGAAAAGGUGCUGUGCCACACGCAGGCGCUGCCCGGGGCCUGGGUCAAGGGCCAGUCUGCUGGAGGUUGCCGGAACAACAGCAGCUUCCCCAGCAACCCCAAGUUCUGGCUGCGGGUCCUGGAGCCCAGUGAGGUGUAUGUGGCCCUGCUGCAGAAGCGCGACAGGCGACCGGCGGACUGGGCGGGCCGGCACCGGGCACCUGCGGCCAGUGGCCUCACCUCACAGAGUUCCACCAGCCUUCCUGGCAAGGACUACCCAGCUGUGGGCCUGCACAUCUGGAAGGUGGAAAAGCAGCGAGUGAGCCUGCCCAGGGUGCUGUCUGUGCCCCCUGUGGCUGGUACCGCGUGCCACGCAUAUGACCGGGAGGUCCACGUGCACUGUGAGCUCUCGCCCGGCUACUACCUGGUGGUGCCCAGCACCUUCCUGAAGGGCGUCGCGGGGCAGUUCCUGCUGCGUGUCUUCUCCACCGGCAGAGUCUCCCUCAGUGCUGUCAGGCUUGUGGCCAAGAGUGCCAGCCCCGGGGCAGCAGUGGCCACCGAGUGGGAGACUGUGCGGCUUCAGGGUUCCUGGCGAAUUGGCCAGACAGCAGGGGGCAGCAGGAACUUCGCCUCCUAUCCCACCAACCCCCGCCUGCCUUUCUCUGUGCCCGCGGGAGCUGGCCCCCGCUGCGUGCGCAUCACACUUCAGCAGUGCCGGCUCAGCACCAGCGACCUGCAUCCCAUCGGCUUCCACGUCUUUCAGGUUCCAGCUGACAGUAAUAGCAACGGCGACAGUGAGGCCCUGCCCACGGCCACGCCCCCACUGCUGCUGCUUCAGGAGCCACUGCUGAGCUGCGUGCCACACCGCUGCGCCCAGGACGUGAGCCGGCUCUGCCUGCUGUCUGCUGGGACCUACUGGGUGGUCCCAUCCACCUACCUGCCAGACACAGAGGGGGCCUUCACGGUGACCAUAGCAACUAGGAUAGACAGGCGGCCCAUUCACAGUAAGGAGACGCUGGAGAAGGUCCUCCAGGAGGUCUCCUUUGUGGGUGUGAUGAAGACCUGACUGGUGCCAGCCCAGGAGUCAAGGAUCCGCGUUGCCAGCCUCAUCACCCAUGGCCCAUGCAGACCAAGUGAAGCGCCUGGCCUGGACAUGGGCAGCCCUGGUCGCAGCAAGGACAGGACCCAGACCGCUGGAGCAUCCCCAGUCCUCUGGCUACACAGAUGCCUCCCGUGGGGAAGCGGGGACCUGGCCAGGAGUCGUUUAGUGCUGCUUCUUGGUGGGGACGUUGUCAGGGUGAAUGUUUAUAAACGAACGCUGACACGGA
Ochotona curzoniae (black-lipped pika) is the source of this 2297-nucleotide messenger RNA. RefSeq names its product calpain 10 (gene CAPN10). Gene Ontology annotation, cellular component: cytoplasm. Gene Ontology annotation, biological process: proteolysis. The record is from RefSeq and is a predicted model, not a curated record. Gene Ontology annotation, molecular function: calcium-dependent cysteine-type endopeptidase activity. The transcript has 12 exons. The coding region runs from base 11 to 2035 and encodes 674 amino acids. Lineage: Eukaryota; Metazoa; Chordata; Mammalia; Lagomorpha; Ochotonidae.